Messenger RNA from Silurus meridionalis, 754 nucleotides. RefSeq names its product solute carrier family 25 member 3a (gene slc25a3a). Gene Ontology annotation, cellular component: mitochondrial inner membrane. Gene Ontology annotation, molecular function: phosphate transmembrane transporter activity. The record is from RefSeq and is a predicted model, not a curated record. Lineage: Eukaryota; Metazoa; Chordata; Actinopteri; Siluriformes; Siluridae. Gene Ontology annotation, biological process: mitochondrial phosphate ion transmembrane transport.
AUGGCAGUUGUGCUUCUCGACCUGGUCAAAUGUCGCAUCCAGGUAAAUCCUAAGAAAUACAAGCCCAUCUUUAACGCCUUUUCCGUCACCCUGAGAGAAGAUGUGCUCCAGGGUCUGGGGCGAGGCUGGGCUCCUAUGACUAUUGGCUACUCCAUGUAAGGUCUUUGCAAGUUCGGCUAUUAUGAGCUCUUCAAAGCACUUUAUAAUGACUUGCUGGGAGAGGAGAACGCUUACCUCUGGAGAAUGUCAGUGUACUUGGCAGCAUCUGCCAGUGCUGAGUUCUUUGCUCUGGCCCCUAUGGAGGCAUGUAAGGUGCGCAUCCAGACACAGCCGGGUUACGCCAGAACUGGAGUUCUCUGGGGAUGUGUGUGUAUGUCUUUACUGAAUAAAUGUCAGAUGUCAUCUGAUCACCAUUUCUUCUUCUCUCAUUAUUUAGCUUGUGUGUUCUGCGCUGUGGUUUCUCACCCGGCCGACUCAGCGGUGUCCUUGCUGAACAAGGAGAAAGGAAGCUCAGCUGUACAGGUGCUUAAGAGACUGGGGCCUAAGGGUGUGUGGAAGGGGCUGUUUGCUCGCAUAGUCAUGAUCGGCACACUAACUGCCCUGCAGUGGUUAAUUUACGACUCUGUGAAGGUUUUCCACCUGCCACGCCCGCCUCACCCGGAGAUGCCCGAGUUUUUGAAGAGGAAGAUGAGUUUGGCAGGUCAAUAGAGAAAAAAAACGCUUAUACAUAUACACCUUAAGGGUGUAAUGUCAC